Molecule: messenger RNA, 441 nt
Organism: Entrophospora sp. SA101
Lineage: Eukaryota; Fungi; Glomeromycota; Glomeromycetes; Entrophosporales; Entrophosporaceae
Source: the annotation of a GenBank genome assembly
AUGGAAUUUGGAGCAGGCCCUGCCAUGAUUCCACAAGAAGUUUUAGAAAAAGUUCAACUGGAAUUAUUAAAUUAUAAUAAUACAGGAAUUAUUGUUUAUGCAAGGUGGUGGCCACACACAAUUUUCUGCUUAGUUUAUAAUUUAUUGGCUGCUAAGAAUCAAAAUAUGUCACAAACAAGUGUUGAUGAAGAAGAAAAAGAAGUGUUUAAUUCACCAUUAGAUUACAUAAUAACUGGUUCUUGGUCAUCUAAAGCUUUUGAAGAGGCUAAAAGAUUAUAUAAUAAUAUUAAUGUAGUGAUUGAUGCUAAAAAAUUUAAUGGAUCUUAUGGAUCUAUUCCAUCAAAAGAACGCUGGAAAUUUAAUGGUUCAAAGGCUGCUUAUGUCUAUUAUUGUGAUAAUGAGACUGUCAAUGGUGUUGAAUUCAUCAUGUUCCUGAAGUAG